Molecule: messenger RNA, 4724 nt
Organism: Pyrus x bretschneideri (Chinese white pear)
Lineage: Eukaryota; Viridiplantae; Streptophyta; Magnoliopsida; Rosales; Rosaceae
Product: indole-3-acetaldehyde oxidase
Exons: 11
Coding region: 168-4430 (1420 amino acids)
Molecular function (GO): FAD binding; iron ion binding; 2 iron, 2 sulfur cluster binding
Source: RefSeq, a predicted model, not a curated record
GAAAAUAAAAUAUGCCAUUAUUAAUUUUCAAAUCGUCGUUUUGUUUCUUUCUUUUUCAUUGUUAUUGGAAUGGUUGUUGGGUUAGUUUAAUUUCGAUAUAUGAAUUUGGAGCUGAGUAGCAUUGCCUCUGAAACAGCAGCUGGGUUCCUCUCGCUUUGCUCAAAGAAAUGGCCAACGAAAGAGACGCAGCGGCAGGAAGCGGUGGCAGCCUAGUUUUUGCAGUUAACGGAGAGAGGUUUGAGCUCCCGACCGUUGAUCCUUCAACCACUCUGCUCGCCUUCUUGCGUUCUGAGACGAGAUUCAAAAGUGUCAAGCUCAGUUGCGGUGAAGAAAUGGCCAGCGAAAGAGACGCAGCGGCAGGAAGCGGUGGCAGCCUAGUUUUUGCAGUUAACGGAGAGAGGUUUGAGCUCCCGACCGUUGAUCCUUCAACCACUCUGCUCGCCUUCUUGCGUUCUGAGACGAGAUUCAAAAGUGUCAAGCUCAGCUGCGGUGAAGGUGGUUGCGGUGCUUGUGUUGUGCUACUGUCCAAGUACGACCCUGUUGUCGACGAAGUGAAAGAUUUUACUGCAAGUUCAUGUCUCACUCUGCUUUGCAGUAUAAAUGGAUGUUCAAUUACAACAUCCGAAGGCCUUGGAAAUAUCAAAGACGGGUUCCACCCAAUUCACCAAAGGAUUGCUGGUUUCCAUGCUUCUCAAUGCGGCUUUUGUACUCCUGGCAUGUGUGUUUCACUCUUUGGAGCUCUUGUCAAUGCUGAAAAGGCGAAUAGACCUGAUCCCCCUCCUGGGUUCUCCAAGCUUUCUGUUUCCGAAGCUGAAAAGUCUAUUGCAGGUAACCUCUGUCGAUGUACUGGGUAUCGACCAAUUGUUGAUGCCUGCAAGAGUUUCGCAUCUGAUGUUGACAUGGAGGAUUUGGGGUUCAACUCCUUUUGGAAAAAGGGAGAUAGUAAGGAAGUAAAAGUAAAGAGUUUGCCUCUAUAUAACCGUAAUGGUGACAUCUGCACAUUUCCGGACUUCUUAAAAAAAGAAAUUUGUUCUUCCAUGUCUUUGGAUCCUACGAGAUAUGGUUGGUACAAUCCUCUUAGAGUUGAGGAGCUUCAAAACUUAUUGAAAGAUAAUGAUUUUGAUAAUGCAAACGAGAUGAAAUUAGUUGUUGGAAACACAGGGGCGGGCUAUUACAAGGAGCUAAAGCGCUAUGACAGAUACAUUGAUCUCAGAUGUGUUCCUGAAUUAUCAAUGGUUAAGAAGGAUCCUGUGGGGGUUGAGUUCGGAGCAACUGUAACAAUCUCUAAAGUUAUUGAGUCUCUGAAGAAGAAAGAUAGCGGUGGAUCUCCAUCAAGAGGUGGUGAUGUGUCAAAAAAAAUUGCCAAUCAUAUGGAGAAAAUUGCUUCAGGGUUCAUCAGAAAUACAGGUAGUAUAGGAGGGAAUUUGGUGAUGGCACAGAGAAAAUGUUUUCCUUCAGAUAUUGCUACAAUACUUCUUGCUGUGGAUUCAGAGGUAGAUAUAAUGAAUGGUGCUAGAUCUGAAACGGUUAUGUUAGAGGAUUUUCUGAAAAGGCCUCCAUUGGAUCCGAAAAGUGUACUUUUAAGUGUUAAAAUCCCAAAUUGGGAAGCAGUUAGAAAAGUUUCUCCAGAAACCAACACCAUGUUGCUUUUUGAAACCUAUCGAGCUGCACCAAGACCCCUAGGAAGGGCAUUAGCUUAUUUAAAUGCUGCCUUCCUAGCAGAGGUUUCGUUUGGUAAGAUUUCCAAUGCAAUUAUGGUGGAUCAUUGUCGUCUGGCAUUUGGUGCUUAUGGAACUAAACAUGCAAUUAGAGCAAGAAAGGUUGAGGAAUUUUUAACUGGAAAAGUGCUGAGUCCUGGUGUUCUAUAUGACGCUAUUAAAUUAGUUAGGGAUGUUCUGGUUCCUGAAGAAGGAACUACGAGCCCUGCUUACAGGUCAAGCUUGGCUGCUGGUUUUCUUUUCGAGUUCUUUAGCCCCUUAAUUGACAGUGAAAGUUGCAAAGGAUUCUUGGGAAAUACUUUGUUGGCCGAUGCUUCCAAGUUAGAAAGGAACAAAGGUGCUAGCGAUAAGAUGAGAACUGUUCUGUCAUCUGGUAAACAGGUGAUUGAAUUAAGUACAGAGUAUGAUCCGGUUGGUAAACCAAUUACAAAAUCUGGAGGUCUCAUUCAAGCUUCAGGUGAGGCAGUCUAUGUAGACGACAUUCCAUCUCCGAAAAAUUGCUUACAUGGAGCGUUCAUUUAUAGUACAAAGCCUUUGGCUAGAGUGAAGGGAAUAAAACUUGAACCUAAAUCACAUCCAGGAGUUACUGCACUGAUAUCUUUCAAAGAUAUUCCCAAGUCUGGGGAGAACAUUGGGUCUAAGACUUUUCUUGGUACAGAACCUCUGUUUGCUAAUGAUCUUACAGAAUGGGCUGGUCAGCGUCUUGCUUUCGUGGUAGCAGAUACGCAGAAACAGGCAGAUAUGGCUACAAACUUUGCGGUGGUUGAUUAUAACAUGGAAGAUGUAGAUCCACCUAUCUUAUCAGUCGAAGACGCAGUUAAGAGAGCAAGUUUUUUUGAGGUCCCUCCUUUCUUGUAUCCGAAACAGGUCGGUGACAUAUCAAAUGGAAUGGCUGCAGCUGAUCACAAGAUUAUUUCUGCUGAGAUCAAACUUGGUUCACAAUACUAUUUCUACAUGGAGACACAAACAGCCCUUGCUGUACCAGAUGAAGACAACUGCAUGGUGGUUUACACUUCAAGUCAAAUGCCUGAGUCUAUACACUCUACAAUUGCAAAAUGUCUUGGUAUUCCUGAAAAUAAUGUUCGUGUAAUUACAAGAAGGGUCGGAGGGGGCUUCGGUGGAAAGGCCAUGCAAUCAAUGCCUGUCGCAACUGCAUGUGCUCUUGCAGCACACAAAUUACAUAGACCUGUACGGAUAUAUCUCAAUCGCAAGACUGAUAUGAUAAUGGCUGGAGGAAGGCAUCCCAUGAAGAUAACUUACAGUGUGGGAUUCAAGUCUGAUGGGAAGAUUACAGCUUUAGAACUUGAGAUAUUGAUAAAUGCAGGGAUUUUCAUAGACUUUAGUCCAUUAUUGCCAUUAAGUAUUGUGACUGCACUUAAGAAGUAUGACUGGGGUGCUCUGGCUUUCGAUAUCAAGGUGUGCAAAACAAACACUCCAAGUAGGUCUGCUAUGCGGGCCCCUGGGGAGGUGCAGGGGUCAUUUAUCGCUGAAGCUGUAAUUGAACAUGUAGCAUCCAUCCUUUCUAUAGAAGUAGAUUCUGUGAGAAGCGUUAAUCUUCACACAUCUCACAGCCUUGAUUUGUUUUACAAGCAGAGCGCUGGUGAACCCCUGGAGUAUACUUUACCAUUGAUAUGGAACAAGUUGUCCAUGUCUUCAAGCUUUAACCCAAGGACUGAGAUUGUAAAAGAAUUUAAUAGGUGUAAUAAAUGGCAGAAAAGAGGAAUUUCUCGAGUACCAAUAUUGUAUGAAGUGUCAUUGAGGCCAACUCCGGGAAAAGUAGGCAUUUUAAGUGAUGGGUCUGUUGUUGUUGAAGUUGGAGGAAUUGAACUGGGUCAGGGGCUCUGGACGAAGGUAAAACAGGUGACAGCUUUUGCUCUUGGUUCGAUUCAUUGUGAUGGUAGUGGAGAUUUCUUGGAUAAAAUACGGGUGGUGCAAUCAGAUACAUUGAGCUUAAUUCAAGGGGGAAUGACUGCUGGGAGUACUACAUCUGAGACAAGCUGUGAGGCAGUUAGACUUUGCUGCAAUAUUUUGGUUGAGAGGUUAGCAACUCUCAAGGGGAGAUUGAAGGAGCAAAUGGGCUCUAUUAACUGGGAGACUCUUAUUCAGCAGGCAUCCUUGCAAGAUGUGAACUUAUCAGCAAGUUCUUAUUAUGUCCCUGAUUCUGCUUCGAUGGCAUACCUUAACUAUGGUGCUGCUGUGAGUGAGGUGGAGGUAAACGUUCUGACUGGACAAACCACAAUUCUGCGAUCGGAUAUUAUCUACGAUUGUGGUCAGAGUCUCAACCCUGCUGUGGAUUUAGGACAGAUUGAAGGUGCUUUUGUUCAAGGUAUUGGGUUUUUCAUGCUUGAAGAAUACUCGGAAAACUCUGAUGGGAUGGUGAUUUCAGAAGGUACAUGGACAUAUAAGAUUCCUACGGUGGACACCAUACCCAAACAGUUCAAUGUUGAAGUAUUGAACAGUGGGCAUCAUAAAAAACACGUGCUCUCUUCAAAAGCUUCUGGUGAGCCACCAUUACUUCUUGCGGUUUCUGUUCACUGCGCUACAAGGGCUGCCAUUAAAGAAUCAAGAAAACAGCUUCUUCAGUGGGGCGGCCUAGAUGGAUCGGCAUCAAUAUUCCAGUUAGAUGUUCCCGCUACCAUGCCUGUUGUGAAGGAGCUGUGUGGACUGGAAGCUGUGGAGAGGUACUUGGAAUGGAUUGUAGGCAGAGAAUAAACGUACGUAUGGCUGGAAGGCAUGAUCAUGCUAGUUAAUUUGUCCAUCACAGCCAAAGAACCUAAAAUGUGAGUCAAUCGCCAUCACUUGAUCUCAAUAAGGAUACGAAUAUAGGUUUUUCAACAGAUUUUAGGUCUGUUUAUAGUGCAAAACCAAUAAAAAAAGGAGAAUUGGCAAUAGAUGAACCAUUCCAUCUCACGUUACUUGUGUUUAAGUUCGUUGUCCAGUUUUUGAACAGUACUGUUGAAUAAGCUUUUAUCUGUAAGACAACUAAAUACGAACCAUCUUAUUAUA